Musca domestica (house fly) is the source of this 858-nucleotide messenger RNA. RefSeq lists its product as uncharacterized. Bases 16 to 807 code for a protein of 263 amino acids. The record is from RefSeq and is a predicted model, not a curated record. NCBI's taxonomy places the organism in Eukaryota, Metazoa, Arthropoda, Insecta, Diptera, Muscidae. The transcript is spliced from 2 exons.
GUUAAUAUUCCGACAAUGACGUAUGAUCAAUUCAUUGUCACCGGCAAAGCCAUACGACCCAGUGCACCGCAGCAUUCAAUCCAGCUGCCGACGCGCAAACAUUACAACGCCUCGUACUUCCACGACAAUCGUUAUCGUCAUGAGGUGGCAAAUCAUUAUCGAGAUUUCAAAAUGCGUCCUCGCUUACGUCGCAGGAAACGUAAUGUUCUCUCCUAUAAUUUUAGUAAAACUGCAUCGUCGGCUAUACGCGAAGCGCCUUCGGAAUACCUGACGCAAUUGCCAAUGGCCGUACGGAGUUUGCCAAGAUUUGAGAACGAGUGCAAUACAACAACACGUGGACAACGACGAUUGUGUGAUGACAAACGUGAGAAUUUAGUUUGCAACGAUACCCUUAAGCGUAUUCAAAACGCCGCCGCCACAAGGAAAGACAACAAAAGUAUUGAAGCAUUGAGGAAUUUGGUCAGACGUCAGCUGAAACAAUUUCCGAGGUUCGAACCAAGGUCCAAUACAAAGGCACCAUCUGAAAUAAAUGUUGUUUAUUCGUCGCUGGAAAAGUGUAAAUACGCCAACGAUUUGCAGAAGCCGUCCGACAUCAACGAGGACUAUCAACAACGACGACGACAGCCGCAAAGACGUCGUAGCUUGGGAAAACUUGAAAGUGUUGAUGGACUGCUAACAAACAAAUACUACCCCCACCACCAGCAGCAACAACAACAACAACAAUUUGUCGCGAAUUACAAAGAAAUUCCAUUUACAAGCGAUUGCUGUGUAACACGAACAACCGUUCGCAAGCAACGCAAUUCAUAGCACCCACCCAGCUGCGGUGUAUUGGCCAAUGCUAAUGCCACCCUAUCGCAU